Molecule: messenger RNA, 474 nt
Organism: Racocetra persica
Lineage: Eukaryota; Fungi; Glomeromycota; Glomeromycetes; Diversisporales; Gigasporaceae
Source: the annotation of a GenBank genome assembly
AUGAAUCAAAUCAGACAAAAUGAGAAAAGAGGACUUGGUGCAAAAUGUAAAGCAGACAGCGAUUGUGGUUGUCCAUACGUUUGUCGUUUUGGUGGUCAAGAUACAUAUAAAUGCCAAAUAACUGAUACACGAGGAUAUCAAGAGGCAUGUCCUAGGUGUCCUGGUAUUAAGGCGUGCGCGAAAGGUCUAAGAUGUGUUCCUGAUAAUAAUUUUAACUACAAGUGUCUCGGUAUGCUAGAUAUCGGAGCUGGAUGUGAUAGUGAUGAUAGAUGCAUUAACGGACUCUGUCGUAAGUACGGUGAAGGUGCAAAUACAUGUCAAUCAAGUGAUACACGAAAACUCGGAAAGACUUGUUAUGGUAGAAAUGCGUGUGCUAACCAUGAUAACAACGACCAUAUAACGUGUGACUUUAAUAGUAAUCGUAAGAGAGUAUGUUGUGACAGUUUAAAAGACAGUUGCCCAUUAGGUCCAUAG